Molecule: messenger RNA, 1584 nt
Organism: Saccharomyces paradoxus
Lineage: Eukaryota; Fungi; Ascomycota; Saccharomycetes; Saccharomycetales; Saccharomycetaceae
Gene: ASM4
Product: FG-nucleoporin ASM4
Exons: 1
Coding region: 1-1584 (527 amino acids)
Biological process (GO): NLS-bearing protein import into nucleus; regulation of DNA-templated transcription; nuclear pore organization
Cellular component (GO): nuclear pore nuclear basket; nuclear membrane; nuclear pore central transport channel
Molecular function (GO): single-stranded DNA binding; phospholipid binding; structural constituent of nuclear pore
Source: RefSeq, a predicted model, not a curated record
AUGUUUGGAGUACGUUCAGGCGAUAAUAACAGUGGAUUUACAAGCCUUACUUCGCAAGCACCACAAACGACUCCGAUGUUUCAAUCACAAUCUCAGUUGCAAGCACAGCUGCAACCACAACAGCAGCAGCAAAGCUCGCCAUUCAAUGGACCGUUUGGUGCUAGUUCUUCACGAUUUGGGACCUCACUUACCAAUACCGUAAACAUCAAUAAUAAUAGUAGUAAUAUUAGUAGUAAUAGCAUUAACAACAACAAUGUAAACAACAGCGUCAAUAACACAAACCAACAUAGCCAAGGGAAUAAUCCUAGUUGGGUGAGUAAUCCAAAAAAGAGAUUUACUCCUCAUACGGUGAUAAGAAGAAAGACAACAAAGCAAAAUUCCUCAUCUGACAUUAGCCAGAAUGAUGAAUCAUCUUCCCUGAAUACUUCAAUGAGAAAUUUCAGUAAGCAGAAUCAGGAUUUCAAACAUAAUGAAAGAAACAAAUCAGCAGCAAAUAAUGACAUCAAUUCUCUAUUGUCAACCUUUAAUGACAUUCCACCCACCGUUACUUUACAAGACUGGCAACGUGAGGAUGAAUUUGGUUCUAUUCCAUCUUUAACAACCCAAUUUGUUUCCGAUAAAUACACAGCCAAGAAAAUUAAUAGGCCAGCUUAUGAUUCCAAGAAUACUCCUAAUGUUUUUGAUAAGGACUCUUAUGUUAGAAUAGCAAACAUUGAAGAUAACCAUUUAGAUAAUAAUUACAAUACCGCCGAAACAAACAAUAAUAAAGCCCAUGAAACUUUUUCCAAGUCUUCUAGUUUAAGCGCAAUUAUCGUUUUCGGCUAUCCUGAAUCAAUUUCCAACGAAUUAAUCGAGCACUUUUCCCAUUUUGGUCGUAUCAUGGAAGAUUUUCAAGUACUGCGGUUGGGUCGCGGUAUUAGCCCCAGCUCUUUCAGAAUAUUCCAUAAUCGUGAUACAAACUGUGAUCAAAAUGAUCCUACUGCUAACAAAUCUAUUACCUUAAAAGGGAAAGAUAAUGAAACGAGCAACAAAAAAUAUCCAAUAUUCACCGGUGAAAGUUGGGUUAAGCUCACUUAUAACUCUCCAUCUUCUGCUUUGAGAGCACUGCAAGAAAAUGGAACCAUAUUUCACGGCGCUUUAAUUGGCUGUAUACCAUAUUCAAGAAAUGCGGUAGAGCAACUAGCCGGUUGCAAAAUUGAUAAUAUUGACGACAUUGGAGAAUUCAACGUUUCUAUGUAUCAGAGCUCCUCCACACCAUCAACAUCGAAUACUCCAUCGCCACCAAACGUAAUAGUAACUGAUGACGCUCUGCUGAGAGAAGAUGUUAAUUCUCCUGCCAGUAAUGUUGGUAUUGGAGCAAAAAUUUCAAGUCCAAAACUAGCAAAUUCUUUAAAUAAGCGGCUAGAUGUAAUAGAUGGCAAAUUGCCAUUCAUGCAAAAUACGGGGCCGAAUUCGAAUAUUCCCACUCUGUUACGAAGCUUGGAAUCGAAGAUGCGUCAACAAGAAGAAAAAUACAGAAAUAACGAACCCGCCGGAUUUAUACACAAACUGAAUAAUUGGUUAUUUGGUUGGAAUGACUUAUAG